AUGCCCUCCACGAACCAGGAAGGUCCGAGUCCUUCCGCAUCCUCCAUCUUCCUUCCACUCGGUCGACGACCGCGCCGGGAUUCGAAGUCUUCUUUGGCGCAGGAACUAGAUCAAGACGCCCUCAGCGAAGCGCUGGAUACCAUUCAUAAUGCAGCAUCGCAGUCUAACAACUUGACUGUCUUCAAUGAGUAUACCGAUCCGCCGGCCUCGAACCAGAGCACGGAGAAUAAGACUUUGGCGGAAGAGAUACAAGGUGGAAUAUCGGGGUUAUAUAACAAACUGAUUGCAACCGUUGGAAACACGAAGGAUAUUGAAGAACAAUACGAAGGACAUGCCACGAUCUCCCACGUUGAUGAUCGUGCCAGUUCUAAGUCCGGUUCGGCCCUCACUUCCAAGGCCCAGUCCCCGCGACUACAUCCUCACGAUACUCCUGCCGUGAACGAUGGCACCUUGCAUUCCUCAAGGCUGUCUUCCAAAGCCACAAGCGUGGGCAAAGUUUCGGUACCGUCAACGCCUGCGCUGAAGUCACCAACGGGACCACCUCACCCUUCAUCACUGCUGGCCGAUCCCUCUGUCACCUCUGUCAAUAUACAUGCACUUAGCUCCGCAACUCACUCUAGGACGGGCUCAGGGUUUGAACUAGAUUCCCACGCAGCACAAGAUAGGAGUUUGGCGUCCUCUGGUGACAGCGAGAGUUUGCGAAGAGCCCUGUCCAGACCAAGCAACGAAACUUCUCUCGCUGACCGAGGAGGACACCUCGUCACUUCCCCUCAGUCUACAGCCAGCCAGCAGCCAAGUUCCCGCGCGCUUGCGCCUUCUCAUGAACGCGGCUUAUCAUCCACUUCAGUGCAGAGCCAGUUCAGCCACAUCGAUACUUUGCCAGCUCAAGCGUUGGGUACCCUGCAAGACGAAAGGCCUCUGACGAGAGUGGUUUCUAAUAGACAAGACAUUCUGCCGUACCAGACGCAUCAUCAUAGCGUAUCGAACAUAUCGACCGUCACCUCUGUUUCCCAUGGCAAAGGCUCAGAAGCGUCCGGGCUGAAGUCUCCUCUCUUGAAAACGCUCGAUCAAAGGCCUCCUGUUAAGGCUGCUCCGAAGAUAAGCCAAUCAAAACUGCCAGGCUUUCGAGUUUCUCGGACGUCCUCAUCAGACUCGACCCUCGCCCCAUCAUCGAGCCGCACUGAUCGAGACUCGCCUGUCAACGACAGCACCAAGAAUGUAGGAGCACGUUCCUCCCUGGGGCAGCCGGUCAACAAGCUACGCAGCAAGCUCCUGAGCAAGGAGUUCUGGAUGAGAGACGAAAAUGCGAAGGAUUGUUUUCAUUGUGGAGAGCCAUUCACUACAUUCCGCCGGAAGCAUCACUGUCGCACGUGUGGCCAGAUCUUUGACAACAAAUGUACAGUGCUCAUCAACGGAGGCUACUUUGGCACCAAUGGUGCAGUCAGAGUCUGCAAGCCUUGUGAAUCCAUCAUCACCUCUCACGAUGAUGACUCUUCCGACUAUUCCGUUGAGGAAUCGGUCCAACCAGACUCUGCCAAUCGUCCGUACACCCCGGAGCCCUACUCCCACCGAAAUUCUUUCGCUCGGUUUGAAGAUGAUAAUGUAUCCAUCACAUCGCAGUCGUUGGAACAGAUGGCCAAGACUCCAACUAUGAGUUUCCCGGUCCGUCGAGCUUUCGAAGGUGCCGACAGGACUUCCGCGGUGCUGGAAUUCGAUACCACCGACCGCCCCCUGGCUCGACCCACUUCGUCAAGGUCGUUGAAGGCAAGCCAUUCCAUAGGCCACGGCCAUAAGCGGCAUCAUUCGCGACAUCAGCAUAUCCGGAAUUUCAAGGCUUAUCAUGAGGACCGAGCCCCGUUCCAACGCCGUGCUGCUGACGAGACUCUGAAGGAGGGCAAAGCUUCUGCUUUUCAUCACGACAGCAUCAUCGAUCCCGAUCUCGCGCAAUACCUGUCGGAUGACCCUUCUAGCGAAGACGAGCAAUCGCUCAACGAGGCCCUGAGCAGCCCGGACAAAUUGUCGAGGAGUGGGCACGACAGCGACAAAUCCACCCUGGGAGGCCUCUUGGCCGCUGUCCGGAAAGGCCGUUCUCGCAUUGGUGACCGCAGUAUCGCUGGGUUCCUGAAUUUAGGGCGUGACGCCGAUGACGCGAGUGUUACCAGCUCCCGCAAUAUUGACAUGGUCAGAAAUUCCCGGAGGCGCAAUCUGAGCGUAUCAAGCAGUAUUCAUCAACGUGGAACCCCUAGAGCAGCCAGAGAACGGUUGCACAUAAUCAUUCCCGGAGGCCAGGAUGAUGUGCAAAACGGCUCCCCAGAUGCUUCGAGCGGUCAUCGAGGUGGUUCACGAAUGAUUCGGAGUGCAUCAAUGCGUGGUGUAGCUGCUCCUCCUAUGGAACUCAAUCGUGCGAGCAUCCAACACGUUCACAAGCUUCUCCAACAGCUGCUGAAAGAUGCCAAUGUCCUGAAGGUGUCAAGCUGGGAAGAUGCCCUGAUCCCCAUCUUGCUCAAGGCUACCGACGAUGUCGACCCCGACGUCCAGGGUGGAGACGAUAUUGACAUACGCAACUACGUCAAAUUGAAGAAGAUACCAGGGGGUAAGCCAGGAGAUACAGCAUAUAUCUCGGGACUGAUCUUUACGAAAAAUGUCGCCUUGAAAAGCAUGGCCAGGUCUCAUUCGAGCCCGAAGAUCUUGAUCAUCACAUUCCCACUGGAGUACGCAAGGCAUGAACAACACUUUAUGAGUCUUGACCCUGUCAUCAGGCAGGAAAAAGAGUACCUGGCGAAUCUCGUCGGUCGUAUUGCUACCCUGAAACCAGAUGUGCUUUUGGCCCAGCGAAAUGUGUCGGGUCUUGCUCUGGAGCUCCUCGACAAAGCCAAGAUCACGACCAUUUUCAAUGUGAAGUCGUCGGUUCUGGAGGCGGUCUCACGUUGUACACAAGCUCGGAUCGCCCACUCGAUGGACAAAUUGACUUCGCAACCAGAUCCAUUGGGCCGUUGUGAAUCCUUUGAAGUGAAGACUUUUGUGGCUGACGGUCGGAAGAAGACAUACGUCUACCUCACAGGUUGUCCUCCGCAGCUCGGUUGCACAAUUGCGCUGAGGGGCUCAGAUCGUGAGACGCUGUCCAAGAUCAAACGUGUUACCGAGUUUAUGGUGUACGUGGUGUACAACCUCAAGCUUGAGACGUGUCUGAUGAGGGAUGAGUGGGCUCUGAUACCGAGCGCUCCUACGGAGAAAGCCUCAGACGCCAGCAAAACGCCGGCCAAUCCCAUGAUCAAGAACGUCUCAAAUGAUCCUGAAAGUGAAGCAGCUCCCAAGAACACGGAUGGAGUGGCUCCAAAAGUUGAGGAACAGGAGAGAGAUCUCUCCUCUGUCUCAAACGCCGAUGUGGCCUCUUCGGAAAAGGAGGGAGAAUCUGUUCCUACGGUCGAGACGGACGGUGCAGACACAGUGCCCAUUCCGGACGACAUUCCCGUGCCCACGUUUUAUGAAGACCUUGUGCUCAAGCACGAAACCCGGAUAUUGUCUGCAUCGCCUUUCGUCAAAUUCGCCCAGCCAUACCUCCUCAUGCGUGCGCGGGAGCUGGAGAGGCGCGUUGCCUACCUCAAAAGACUACGAGAUCAAGAUCUGUCUGCAGAACAGGCAAUGGACGACAAGGGAAAGAUUGCUAAGUUUACUCUGGUGCAGCCGGAAAUGGUCCACCGCCCACUUGCCGGCGCCAGUAAGAAGGUCCGCGAAAUCAUUCAUGCAGUUCACGAUGCCGAAUAUGACAAGGCUUUUCACAAUUAUGAGACCCAGAAGAAGCAGUGGGAAACUUAUCUCUCUGGGAAUCGCAACUUGUUCGAUCCUUAUGCACAUCAGAAUAUAGUCGUGCUCUUCAGUCUAGUGUCAACCGAAACAUCUGUCCCCUGCUCUGGUCCAGACCUACUUGCUUUCAGCUUCUACAACGAGCACGAGACUGAGGCCGAGUUUGAAGCAGAUUGCACACUUGGACAAUACGUUGAGGAUUUGUGUUAUCGAGCCAACGAGGUCUGCCAGUCGGAGGCUUGUGAAAAGAGAAUGUUUGAACAUCAUCGGCAGUAUGUGCACGGAGAGGCACAAAUCACCGUCUUCCUUCAGCCUUACCCGGCCAAAAUGCGUGGUUUCCAGGAUGUAAUUCUCAUGUGGAGUCAAUGCAAGAUCUGUGGUGUUGAAACCACUGUCACGCCGAUGUCCUCAAGCACCUGGAAAUAUUCAUUUGGGAAGUAUCUCGAGUUAUCGUUCUGGAGCGCGGACUUGCAUGCGCGUGCAGGCAUAUGCCCUCACGAUCUCCACAGGGAUCACCUGAGAUAUUUCGGCUACAAGGACUUCGCUCUUCGUGUGCACUACGAUCCCAUCGAUCUCCUUGAAAUCAUCGUUCCAAGAAUGCGGAUCACGUGGAAGGUGGACAACGACCUCAAGUUCCGCAAUGAGGUCUAUACUCGGUUGGAACACCGAAUCACCCGAUUCAUGGUGUCUGUCAAACUUCGCCUGAAGAAUAUCAACCUGGACGCCGUUCUCCCCGAAACAAUCGAUGCAUGCCGAGCCGAGAUCGACCGACUGACAAAGAAAGCCACCGAAGAACAUGCUAAUUUGAUCAAACAAAUUCAAGAGCGCUAUACCAAUUCUCGAUAUUGGGAGACAAUACCACUCAACGGCAUCCUCCGCGCAACCCAAGAAAAAGUGUCCGAGUGGGACAAUGCAUUCGCCGACUUCGAGAGAAAUUACUUUCCUUCCGAGAGAGAUAUCCGCAGGCUGGCCGCUUUGCAACUACGGAAGAUCUUUCUUGAACGAGAUGCCUCUGUCACAUCUUUGGUAUCGACUGAUGAGGGCACCACUACGCCGCCUUUGGAAGAGUUGGUGGACGAAAAGGAAUCUCCCCCAGCGUCUAUCCACGAGCUUGAGAGGGGCACAAAUCUUUCGCGUGAGCAGACGCAGACUGUUCUUCAAUCGGUUUUGGAGGAGCACUCGUCCGCACCGCCACCAGAACAAGGCCCGACAGCACUCUUUGAGAUUAAGAAGUCAGAUGUGCAGAAUUUGCCAUCUGUCCUAGACGGCCCUAGGAAUGUAGAGGAUGUCAAGCAUCUUGAUUUGGCAAUAGCAUUGCCAAGUCAGCGUCCAACACAUCCGGAGGAUGAAAAUCUUGUACAAUCCUCUGCAGCUUUGGAAAUUGAUGAUGCCAAAAGCGUCAGUGUUGCACGAGACGACCUCUCUCCCACUGCGACAGCGGAAGCCUCAGGGCAACCAGAAGAUUCUGCCUUAACCUCGGCCGCGCGCCCCAUUGACCUACCCCAGGUUGUGGCUCUCGAGCUCAGCUCCCCUCGCGCCACACGGCGUAGUCAUGAUGGUAGAACCACAUCGCCAGUUUUGGCACGCGCCCACUCUCAACCCGCGGGCUCGGCGGCGCUCCGACAGAUUGCGGCACAGACUCCUUCGAGCACGCUUUCGGCCGUGAAUGCAAUGAAGGGGUUUGCAGCAGUCCACAAUAAACAGAGCUCUUCCUUGUCCCCGGGCAAUACUGAUUCAAAUCUCCAACUACCCGAGAAGAAGCUGUCCGAACGACUAGGAAUCUCCCAAUUGAAGAAGAAUACCUUCUCCAAAGGCCACUCUCUGAUUCCUCGGGCAGUCAACAACCGCAAGGAUUCCCGGGUAUCAAAUCUAGCCAAACACUUCGAACAGCUCAGCCGCGAGUUUGAAAGGGAACGAAUCAGAGAGCGAAGACUCCGUGCUGCCAGAAAUAGACAAUCCCACGUUUACCCCUUGGCCGUUUCAAAGCCCAUUGUUGAGGUCUACAAGGAUGUCGACGAAGCCGUGGACGAAAGGGGUGAUUCAGACGACGUUUUCGGGCUCGAUCUUGACAUGACGGGAGACGCCGGCAAGACGCCGGACAUGGCUCAGGGAAUGGCCGAGAUGGAGGCUCGCCGAGAGGGAGACCAUGCUUCUCCGCUCGAAGAGAGACCGGCGGACACCACAGAGAACGAGGCCGACAUUCAAGGCUCAAGUCAUGCUGCUUCUGAGAAUGAGAACGAGGAUCGAAGCGACAAUGACGAAGCUUCGGAAGAUAUUCAGUUGCCAGACUCCCCUGAGGACCUCCUACGGUUGUCUCAAGGCGAUGUAGACCUGAAGGAGCUACCCAAACAUGAACGGACCUCGUUGAUGAAGAUGUUGACCAAUUUCUGGGCAGAACGUUCCUCAAGCGGCUGGACACCCCUGGAGUAUCCCUUGGGUGCAUCGGAGCAUAUCUUUGCAGACUGUGACAUUAUUGUGCGCGAAGAUGAGCCAAGUUCUAUCAUUGCAUUUGCCUUGGACUCGCAAGAUUACAAGACGAUGCUGCAUGACAUGCAGAACCGUCCUAUACGCGACAAUAUUGCUACAGAUCUUAAUGGACAUCGUCAUGCUGAUGACCUGCAGGCUGAUGUCAUGCAUUCUUUGCUGCGAAAGACGGGAACUCAUCUCAAAUAUCAGUUCCAAGAAGGUCCUGCCAAGAUGCUGUGCAAGAUCUUCUUCGCCGAACAAUUUGACGCGGUGCGGAGGAAAUGUGGCGUGGCUGACAGGAUUGUAGAAUCCCUGUCUAGAUGCCUGAAGUGGGAUUCGAAAGGGGGCAAGACGAAAUCCAUCUUCCUGAAGACUCUGGACGAUCGCUUUGUCCUGAAGUCCCUGUCACCGAUCGAGACGCAGUCCUUCCUCAAAUUCGCGCCCAACUACUUCCAAAUCAUGUCCGAGGCUUUCUUCCACGAACUACCGUCCGUGAUUGCCAAGAUGUUGGGCUUCUACCAGAUCAUCAUCAAGAACCCAGUCACUGGGCUCGAGUAUAAUUGGUUUCUGGUUCUCAUGGAAAACCUGUUCUACGACCGGAUUCCCACCCGCAUCUUCGAUCUGAAGGGCAGUAUGCGCAACCGCAAGAUCAAUGCAACCGGCGAAAGAAACGAAGUCCUGCUGGAUGAGAACAUGGUGGAAUUCAUCUACGAAUCACCUCUCUUCACCCGGGAACACAGCAAGAAGCUUCUUCGGUCGUCUGUGCAUAAUGAUACCUUAUUCUUGGCGCGUCAGAACGUCAUGGACUAUAGUCUGAUGCUUGCCAUCGACGAAACGCGCAAGGAACUGGUCGUCGGCAUCAUCGACUGUAUCCGUACCUACACGUGGGACAAGAAACUGGAGAGUUGGAUCAAAGACCGCGGGUUCGCUCGCGGUGGCAAGAACCGGCCAACGGUCACCAGCCCGAAGGAAUAUAAGCGGCGGUUCCGCGAGGCCAUGAACCGCUAUGUUCUCGAGGCGCCGAGUUGUUGGUACCAGUUCAAGCCGGUCAAUAAGCUGGAAAAGAGGACGCUGAAGAUCGAGGGAGACAAGGAUGGCGACAAGGGGGAGAAUGAGAUUCAGGUUCUGAGUUAG
Capronia coronata CBS 617.96 is the source of this 7404-nucleotide messenger RNA. RefSeq names its product 1-phosphatidylinositol-3-phosphate 5-kinase. The record is from RefSeq and is a predicted model, not a curated record. Gene Ontology annotation, molecular function: ATP binding; 1-phosphatidylinositol-3-phosphate 5-kinase activity; metal ion binding. Lineage: Eukaryota; Fungi; Ascomycota; Eurotiomycetes; Chaetothyriales; Herpotrichiellaceae. Gene Ontology annotation, cellular component: fungal-type vacuole membrane; endosome membrane. Gene Ontology annotation, biological process: phosphatidylinositol phosphate biosynthetic process. Bases 1 to 7404 code for a protein of 2467 amino acids. The transcript has a single exon.